Indicator indicator is the source of this 2517-nucleotide messenger RNA. RefSeq names its product TATA-box binding protein associated factor 4b (gene TAF4B). Gene Ontology annotation, biological process: transcription initiation at RNA polymerase II promoter; DNA-templated transcription. Gene Ontology annotation, cellular component: transcription factor TFIID complex. The transcript has 17 exons. The record is from RefSeq and is a predicted model, not a curated record. Lineage: Eukaryota; Metazoa; Chordata; Aves; Piciformes; Indicatoridae. Bases 1 to 2517 code for a protein of 838 amino acids. Gene Ontology annotation, molecular function: RNA polymerase II general transcription initiation factor activity; DNA binding; protein heterodimerization activity.
AUGAGCACUUCGGCGGCAGCGAUCCCCGUUAGGCUGAUGCCCGGCGGGCACCCGGAGCAGGCGGCGGCGGGGGCCGUGCCACCCGUGAGGCUCCUCUGCGUCCCCGCCGCGGGCCCGGCGGCCGAACGGGGCAGCCCCGCCGCCAAUGUGCCCGGCGGCCCAGCGCCUUCCGCCGCCCCGCAACCGCCGCGCCUGCCGGCCGUCCCUGGGGGCCCGCGGCCGGUAGCGCCCAAGCGGCCGUCCACGGCCACCCUCCAGUUACCGGCCAACUUCCAACUGCCCCCAGGAACUAUUCUUAUCAGAAGCAAUAAUGGCCAGCUAAUGCUGCUGUCUCAACAAGCAGUAGCACAGGCUCAGGACCAGCCACAAAAUAACCCAAGUGUGAGACCAUCUGUACCGACCAGCACACCUGCAGUCAGAAUAUAUGCUGUGCAGAGCUCUGGCACCCAGUUACUAAAGAAAGUAACAGCUACUCCUGGGAAACCAUCAUUUCCAGCAACAAAUGCUGUGGCUUCUCCUGUUCAGCCACCUGCUGCAGUACAGCCAGCAGCUGGAGCAGGCAGUGUCACUGCAGUUACUGCUGUAAAGCCUUCGAGUACUGGAACACCUGUAAAACUUCCAGUUACAGGACCACCUGCACAAGCUAUUUCCCCAAAGGCAGUCUCUGUGAAAGCAGAGGGCACAACAGUAGCACAGACCAGCACUUCUACAGAGAUGCUAGAGAAUGUGAAGAAAUGCAAGAAUUUUCUUGCCACACUGAUCAAACUGGCAUCUAGUGGACCUCAAGCCUCUGUGAUGGGGCAGAAUGUGAAGAAUCUGGUGCAAAAUCUCCUGGAAGCAAAAAUUGAGCCAGAAGAAUUUACAAAGAAGCUGUAUGUAGAGCUCAAGUCGUCCCCACAACCAUAUUUAGUUCCUUUUCUCAAGAAAAGCUUGCUCACCCUGCGGCAGCUGGUGCCCGACGCUCAGAGCUUCAUCCAGCAGUGUCUGCAGCAGCCAGCCCCAGCACAAGAAGCUGUUUUAACCUGUACCCCUGCAGCCCCAGCUCCUUCCAUAGCAGUGGCAACCUCAGCUGCAGCAACAACUACUCCUCCAGUUACAAACCCAGGGUCUGUUCCUGGAACAGUCACAGCCUCUGCAGUUCUGCAACCAGUGUGUGCAACCACACCUGUGAAGGCUUCUCUGCAGGUGUUGAAGCCUGCUCCUUCCUCUGCAGCAGUGCCAGCACCUCUUCAGCCUGCACCCUCAGUCCUCACCACAAGGACAGCACCAUCAGGCCUGAGUGCUGUCCAAGCUGUCAAGCCAGUCUUCACUUCUGCAGCAGCAACGUCCUCUCUCCAGUCUGUGAAGCCAGUGCUGGUCUCUGCAGUGACCUCUUCCUCAACAAGCCCUCUGCAGCCUCUGAAGCCAGUGGCUGGAACUCCCAUCAGUAUCAAAAUCUCCCAGCCAAGCUCCGUGGCUGUGCAGUCAGUGGGUGCUCAGCAGGUGGUUAAAGUGAAGCAGUUGGUAGUCCAGCAACCACCAGGAACCGUUGUAAAGCAAGUAUCCACACUGCCCCAGCCCUCAACACUGACCCUGCAGACAUCUGCUGAGGAAAGGAUGCCACUGAAUACACUGCUUCAGACUAACCAGUUGCCUCCAGGUUCCAUUCUGAAACAAAUUACCCUGCCAGGAAAUAAAAUUCUGUCGCUUCAAGCAUCUCCUCUUCAGAAAGCUAAAAUGAAAGAGAAUGGAGCAACAUCCUUCAGAGAUGAAGAUGACAUAAAUGAUGUGACCUCCAUGGCUGGGGUCAGCGUUGCUGAGGAGAGUGCCUGCAUUUUGGCAGCCAGCUCUGAGCUCAUCGGUACUGUCGUCCACUCGUGUGCAGAUGAACCUUUUCUCUUCUCAGAAGCACUUCAGAAGAAGAUCUUGAAAAUAGGUAAAAGGCAUGACAUUGUGGAACUUAACUCUGAUGUUGUGAACUUAAUCUCCCAAGCUACCCAGCAGAGAUUACGAGGGCUCCUAGAAAAACUGACUGUAAUUGCUCAGCACAGAGUAUCAACCCACAAGGGCAAUGACAGGUACAUGGUAUCUAGUGACACCAGAGCCCAGCUGAGAUUCCUUGAGAAGCUGGACCACCUGGAAAAGCAGAGAAAGGCUGAGGAGGAACGUGAAAUGUUGCUUCGAGUAGUCAAGAGCCAUGUCAAUAAAGAGGAUCCAGAACAACUGCGGUUAAAGCAGAAAGCGAAAGAGAUGCAACAAAUGGAGUUAGCACAAAUGCAACAAAGAGCAGCCAACCUGACAGCUUUGGCAGCCAUUGGACCAAGGAAGAAAAGACCAUUGGAUUCCUCAAGUGUUGGAUCUGGGCUGGAGGGAUUGAAUGGCAAUGGAAGUGCUCCUGGAUCAGGAGGUUUCAGCCUCACCAAACAGCUGCUGUGCCCAAGAAUCACUCGUGUCUGUCUCAGGGACUUGAUCUUCUGCAUGGAACAGGAGCGGGAGAUGAGACACUCUCUGACCUUGUACCGUGCCCUGCUGAAGUGA